AAAUCCGAUCCUCAUAAGUCAUAACCAAUAUAUUUUAAUCAAAACCCAAAGUAAUAUAAUAUAUUAUAUAUAUGGGGAGGGAGGGAACAACAAGCGAAGACGACGGAGGAUCCAAUUACUAUUCAAAUCAAUCAAUGGCCUCUUUUCUUCCAUUCUCAUCCUCCUCGCUUUCACUUGUCUAAUCUAUACCUUUCCUUUUUGCCCAAAUCCAAAAAUUAACCCGUAGAAGUCAAAUUCUCUUCCUUUUUUACCAAAUCUAUCUACCCUUUGUCUCCUCCCCAACCUUCGCAUUAGAUUCUUACCUUUCCCACCCUCCCUGUUAUCUCUUUUUCGCAUCAAGCUUGUUUCCCUCCAGUUUAUUUCCUGCCUUGCGCGCGCGGAUCCUCUGCCGAAUCAAGAGUCUCAGUUUUUGCAGUGUAUCAACCUGUGAACCCAAGGGCGAUAAAUUUCGUGAGCACUCAUUAAGAUGGAUCGGGCAAUAAAUCAUUGCUCAUAAUUCAAGGAUAUGGACCAGAGGUUACCUGUUGCAGGAACUCGAUCAGGACUCGAAAUUUUAAUCGUGACAGAUGGGAACACUAAUUAGAAAUGGCUCUGCUCAUUUUGAGGAUAAGAACGUUUAUGCUUCAAACGUGAUGCCUCAAAAGAUUCGCCCCACAGCUGAGGGGUUGUCAUCUAGGAGCAGUAUGACAUGGCAGAGUAGUGUAUAUAGGAGCAUAAAGAUUGUAAUUUUCUCAACCAAACUGAACUUGCUAAUGCCUUUUGGGCCACUUGCAAUCCUAGUGCACGCAUUCAGCGGCCAUAACGGAUGGGUCUUCUUUCUGUGUUUGUUAGGCAUUACACCUUUGGCUGAGCGCUUAGGCUAUGCGACAGAGCAGCUGGCUUUCUACACCGGACCUACAAUUGGUGGCCUUCUAAAUGCCACGUUUGGAAAUGCAACUGAACUCAUCAUUGGCAUAUAUGCCUUGAGAAAUGGAAUGACUAGGGUUGUGCAGCUUUCUUUGUUGGGUUCGAUUUUGUCCAACAUGUUAUUAGUGCUUGGAUGUGCAUUCUUUGCUGGCGGACUUGUUUUCUAUAGAAAGGAACAAGUGUUUGACAAGGCAAGUGCUACAGUGAAUUCAGGAUUGCUAUUGAUGGCAGUGAUGGGUCUUCUUUUUCCAGCUGUCCUACAUUUUACACAUACAGAAGUGCAUUAUGGAAAAUCAGAGCUUGCUCUUUCAAGAUUCAGCAGUUGCAUUAUGCUUGUAGUCUAUGCUGCCUAUCUCUUUUUCCAGUUGAAUACUCGGAAGGAUUCCUACGUUCCUCUUACCGAGGGCGUGGAUCCGCCUGAAGAUGACGAUGAAGUCCCGGAGAUCACUAAAUUUGAAACGAUAGUUUGGCUUUCGAUAAUGACUGCUUGGAUUUCCAUCUUAUCAGAAUAUUUAGUUGAUGCAAUAGAGGGAGCAUCGCUUGCAUGGAAUAUCCCUAUUGCCUUUAUUGGAGUAAUCUUGCUCCCAAUUGUCGGGAAUGCAGCGGAGCACGCUAGUGCUAUUAUGUUUGCCAUGAAAGAUAAGCUCGAUAUAUCCUUGGGUGUGGCAAUCGGUUCGUCCACUCAGAUAUCUAUGUUUGGGAUUCCAUUUUGUGUGGUUGUUGGAUGGAUCAUGGGAGAACCCAUGGACUUAAACUUCCAACUUUUCGAGACAGCAACUCUUUUCAUCACUGUUAUCGUUGUGGCCUUCUUCCUCCAGGAAGGGACUUCUAACUACUUCAAAGGACUGAUGUUGAUUCUUUGCUACAUGAUUGUUGCUGCAAGUUUCUUUGUGCACGAAGAUCCUUCUUCCGAGAGUCAGUCCUUGUCUCUAUAGUCUUGUUGAUCUCUCCUUACGUAACCUUGUAUUAGGCUUGAUUUGUUCCUGGUUCAUCAUGCCAUUUUUACAGAAGGAGGGCCAAAGACAUAAGUUACUGUUGGUGCAUGACCAAGAAAGCUCACCAAUCAGGCCUUGCUCGUGAUGGUGUGUACAUAGUUAAAGCCCUUUCACUUGGGAACAUGAUAUAUAUUCUUCCGUCUUAGUUGUUUUCCUGUUAAACACGGUACUUGUUCUAGCUGAUGUCUUGGUAGGCGGGUUAUGGAGAGGAGUUUUAAGGAUGACAUAUCAUUAAUCAAAAAUGGGAACUCUAACUGGCUUCUGUAAUGUCUGCUUGGUGAAGAUACUAUGGUUAUAGCUCAUCUAUCUUGGUGUGGUUUGUUUGGGU
Messenger RNA from Linum tenue, 2229 nucleotides. NCBI's taxonomy places the organism in Eukaryota, Viridiplantae, Streptophyta, Magnoliopsida, Malpighiales, Linaceae. The record is from the annotation of a GenBank genome assembly.